UCUACGUCUCCCCGCAGAUGCUCUACACGUCCGUCUCUAGACACAUUGCAAACCCCCAAAACCUAUUUAUAUCCUGCUGAUCUUCCUCUUCUUGUUGCCAAUGGCGUCUGCCCCUGGAGACCCCUCCAAACGACCCUCCUCCUCUGGCCAGAAAUCCUCGUCAGCUCCAGCAAGCAAACGUAUCUGCAUUUCCCCACGGUCAAAUUCAAUGGCCCAGACUCGUCCGUCUCCAAACAUAGAAUCCAUCCUUCACCUACCUGAAGAUGCAGUCUGGAGCCUCCGAAAACAAGACCUGCGCGCCUGCUUCUUGGUUCUACAACAAUAUGCCAAAAGUCCAUAUCCUCUUCCCACCCCCACGCUACCCUCCCCCGCCAUCCCCGCCUCCUUUCCUACCGAACCAAAUAACAACAUACUCUCACAUCUCCUCAGACUACCACUCGAAAUCAGAGAAUUGAUUUACAUCCACACUCUGCCCCCCGUCUGCAGUCCUCCAAUACGAGGUCCGCACCCAAGACAACUCCAGACCCACAUCCACCUCACGCAACCCAUCAACCCCUCCCUCCUCUUACUCAACCACCAGAUCCGCACCGAGGCCCUCCCCCUCCUGUACGGCGCUCCCACACAAAUCAUCCAUAUCAAAAUCGACUACAACAUCUGGGAGCAUAAAACUCGGCGGUCAGAUCUAAUCCUGUCCUCGGCAUUGACCUCGUCGAUAAAACAUAUACAUGUAUUUAUACACCUGGGUUCCGAAAAGAGGACGACGAAACCGGGAGAUAUAGAGGCAGAUGCAAGGAUUGCGGAGGUUAAGAAGGGGAUUAAGAAAUUGGGGAAGUGGUUGGGAGGGGCGGAUGUGCAGACGUUGAAAGUCAAUUGGCAGGAACCGCCGCAAACUUAUACGUGGGAGCAGAAGAAGGAUAUCUUGGACGGAAUGAGGGUCCUCCGGGCAGUGAAGGUUGAUGCUGGGGAAAUCAAUUGGGGUCUGAAUUGGAAUAAAGGGAGGAAAUUCAGAUUUGAAAUAGAAUACCUGAAAGAGUUAGAAAGGGGGAGCCAAAUAGAGGGAGCGACCUAGGUGCACAUUGGCAGUCAGAUAUAUAGUAUAAUAUGAGAGAUGAU
This is a messenger RNA of Mollisia scopiformis, 1113 nucleotides long. RefSeq lists its product as uncharacterized. The transcript has a single exon. The record is from RefSeq and is a predicted model, not a curated record. The coding region runs from base 101 to 1069 and encodes 322 amino acids. Lineage: Eukaryota; Fungi; Ascomycota; Leotiomycetes; Helotiales; Mollisiaceae.